AUGACGUUCUGUAAGACACCGCCGACCAUACAACCAAAUACCGCCAACCAUGACCAAGACACUUCAAGAGCUCCAGGAGCCUUGGUUGAGGGUAACCAAGGCUCUCUCCUCAAACAAUUCCAACAGGAAAACACCCCCUCCCACAAGACACCAUUUACCCAACAAUAUUCUACUAAGGAAGAGCAAAGUAUACAUAACAAGCAUAGCUUAGCUUCCAAACACAUAUACUUGCUUUUACGACUCGCUGUCGUUCCCAUCUAUACAGCUGUCGUUCCCAUCUAUACAGCUGACGUUCCCAUCUAUACAGCUGUCGUUCCCAUCUAUACAGCUGUCGUUCCCAUCUAUACAGCUGUCGUUCCCAUCUAUACAGCUGACGUUCCCAUCUAUACAGCUGUCGUUCCCAUCUAUACAGCUGACGUUCCCAUCUAUACAGCUGUCGUUCCCAUCUAUACAGCUGUCGUUCCCAUCUAUACAGCUGUCGUUCCCAUCUAUACAGCUGACGUUCCCAUCUAUACAGCUGUCGUUCCCAUCUAUACAGCUGUCGUUCCCAUCUAUACAGCUGACGUUCCCAUCUAUACAGCUGACGUUCCCAUCUAUACAGCUGUCGUUCCCAUCUAUACAGCUGACGUUCCCAUCUAUACAGCUGACGUUCCCAUCUAUACAGCUGUCGUUCCCAUCUAUACAGCUGACGUUCCCAUCUAUACAGCUGACGUUCCCAUCUAUACAGCUGACGUUCCCAUCUAUACAGCUGUCGUUCCCAUCUAUACAGCUGACGUUCCCAUCUAUACAGCUGUCGUUCCCAUCUAUACAGCUGUCGUUCCCAUCUAUACAGCUGACGUUCCCAUCUAUACAGCUGUCGUUCCCAUCUAUACAGCUGUCGUUCCCAUCUAUACAGCUGACGUUCCCAUCUAUACAGCUGACGUUCCCAUCUAUACAGCUGUCGUUCCCAUCUAUACAGCUGACGUUCCCAUCUAUACAGCUGUCGUUCCCAUCUACACAGCUGUCGUUCCCAUCUAUACAGCUGUCGUUCCCAUCUAUACAGCUGUCGUUCCCAUCUACACAGCUGACGUUCCCAUCUAUACAGCUGUCGUUCCCAUCUACACAGCUGUCGUUCCCAUCUAUACAGCUGUCGUUCCCAUCUAUACAGCUGUCGUUCCCAUCUAUACAGCUGUCGUUCCCAUCUAUACAGCUGUCGUCCGCCCGUACUACUCCCCCUUUCCACACACAAAAUAA
Molecule: messenger RNA, 1233 nt
Organism: Procambarus clarkii (red swamp crayfish)
Lineage: Eukaryota; Metazoa; Arthropoda; Malacostraca; Decapoda; Cambaridae
Source: RefSeq, a predicted model, not a curated record